GAGCGGCUCGCGGCGCCCGCGGCGCGACUCUGCGCCACUUGGACCAACUCGGACCAGACAGGACCAGACCGACAAGUGUUUGGCGCGGUACAGAACGCGCGAGGAUGUGCUCCGCGAGUUUCGAUUGAUCGCCAAUUCUUUCUGAAGACUCAUCUUUGGGAGGCACGAUGAAGUACAUCCUAGUGACCGGCGGCGUGAUCAGCGGUAUCGGGAAGGGAGUGAUCGCCAGCUCUUUUGGAACUAUACUCAAACACUGUGGCAUCCAUGUGACAUCUAUCAAGAUAGAUCCUUACAUUAAUAUAGAUGCCGGGACAUUUUCACCGUACGAGCACGGUGAAGUAUACGUUUUGGAUGACGGUGGCGAAGUAGAUCUCGAUCUUGGUAAUUAUGAGAGGUUGCUGGACGUUACUUUGCAUAAGGACAACAAUAUUACUACUGGAAAAAUAUAUCAACACGUAAUCAGCAAGGAAAGACGAGGGGACUAUCUGGGAAAAACUGUUCAAGUUGUACCACAUGUCACCGACGCGAUUCAAGAAUGGGUUGCCAGAGUGGCUAGCGAAUCGGUGACGCAAGAUGGAAAUGAACCGGAGGUUUGUAUUAUUGAACUUGGGGGAACGAUCGGAGACAUCGAAGGAAUGCCCUUUGUGGAAGCAUUUAGACAAUUUCAAUUCAGAGUGAAACGAGAGAACUUUUGUUGCGCUCAUGUAUCGCUCAUACCUCAGCCACGUUCAACCGGAGAACCCAAAACAAAACCUACGCAAUCGAGCGUUAGGGAAUUGAGAGGAUUGGGCUUGUCACCGGAUCUCAUUGUCUGCAGAUCCGAGAAACCUAUCGGCAAUACGAUUAAAGAAAAGAUUUCAAAUUUUUGCCAUGUCGCUCCCGAUCAGGUGAUCACUAUUCACGAUCUAUCCUCGAUUUACCGAGUGCCUUUAUUGAUGGAGAGUCAAGGUAUCAUAGAAUUCUUGAUUGAUAGAUUGCAAUUGAAUAUUCCUACGCCUCGGCCGCGUAAUUUUAUGCGGAAAUGGCGUGAUCUAGCAGAACAAAUUGACCACCUCAGGAAGGAUGUAAAUAUAGCUCUAGUAGGAAAGUAUACUAAACUCGAGGAUUCGUAUGCCUCGGUAACUAAAGCGCUCCAACACGCCUCGAUACAAGUUGGUUUUAAAUUAAACGUUAUGUAUAUAGAAGCAAUCAAUUUAGAGCCCUCAACGAAAUCGAAAGACCCUGUAGUUUAUCACGAAGCUUGGCAGAAACUUUGUAGGAGCGAUGGAGUAAUAGUCCCGGGUGGCUUUGGAUCAAGAGGAAUGGAGGGUAAAAUUGAAGCCUGCAAGUGGUGCCGAAUGAAUGACAAGCCAUUUCUAGGGAUAUGUUUGGGUCUACAGGCAGCCGUUAUUGAAUUCGCUCGUAACGUUUUACAGUUGGAAAACGUAAAUUCCACAGAAGUUGAUUCCGACGUGGAGAAUCCUCUCGUUAUCGAUAUGCCAGAACACAAUCACGGUCAGAUGGGAGGUACUAUGAGGUUGGGUAAAAGAUACACUCGCUUUACGGAAGGGGCUUCGAUCAUAAAACAAUUAUAUGGCAACAAAGUCGGUAUAGAGGAAAGACACAGACACCGUUACGAAGUCAAUCCAAAAUACGUUCCCGACUUAGAAGCAGCCGGUUUGAAAUUUGUUGGGCAUGAUGACGAAAAGGUUCGAAUGGAAAUUAUAGAAUUAGAAGGUCACAGCUACUAUGUAGCAACGCAGUAUCAUCCGGAAUAUUUGUCACGUCCACUGAAACCUUCUCCUCCAUUUUUGGGUUUGAUUUUGGCGAGUGUGGGGAAGCUAAGGUCCUUUUUGGCACGAGGUUGUAAACUUUCCCCACGACAAAUGAGUGACAAUGAGUCUGAUGAUGAAUAUCUGGUCGAAUCGAUGACAAAGUUACAAGUUACAAGUGGAGACAGCAGAAGCAGUAGUGCCUCUAUAUCUAAUGGCUGCGUUGAAUAGUCUCCUUUCCAUGCAGAAUAGGAAAAUAUUGCAGAGCAUAAUGCGUAGCAGUAAGUAAUCUGACUGAAGAAAUAAUAGUUAUAAUUUUCAAUUGAAUUCUUCGGUGGCCUUAAGAUAUCCAGUUUGAACAGUUUAUUAAAGUUGUAUCUGUCUGACAAUUAAUCAAGCACCCACAGGUACGUCCAUAUAAUAUAUCGGCAAUUAGUUUAUAUCCGAGAUGCAGAGUACAGAAAUGAUUAAUAACGUUUCCCGUAUCUUCAACAGUGCAAAUAAAGAAGUGGGCAUCUUUCAUACAAGUUAAAACUUUUUUAAAUAUAUUAUCAGAACAUGUCAGGCCACUAUUAAUUUUAAACCAAAAUUUUCCGAAUGUGUAACGAUUACAGCUCCUUUCUGUAAUUCAGAGUUUGAAUUUGGGCACAAACGUGCUUUAGUCAAUUCCACAUUACUAACUAAUCAAUGCUGUAUUUUCAUUUUUUUUUCAUAUUAAUUUUAUUAUCAAAUGAAUAGUAUAGUACAUUGUAAAUCUUAUUUAUGAACUUUUUUUAGGGAGCUCUUAAUUCGUAAAAAAAGAAUGUAUUUUUCGUGAACCUUAAAAAGCGCAAUGUUACCGUGUCUCGGUAUGUAUAUUAUAAUGGAUUAACCAUAAGCUUAAAGAUUUGUACUUUUAAGUCCUCCGUACAGUUUUGUGCAUAAUUUGGCCAUGAAUAUGAAUCUAUCUUUAUAGGGAAACAAGAAGUUUAAUUACCGAGAGCAAUAUUGGUUUCUCGAUUCUUUGCUAUCAUCUAUAUGAAUCCUGUACUGGUUUCAGGAAUGUAUAGCUAGUAGAUACGAUGUUGUAUUGUAAAAGAAUCUGAUAAGGAUCGCAAAAUAAAUACUUCGCUUUUAGCGUAGCAAUCUCAUUUA
Orussus abietinus is the source of this 2885-nucleotide messenger RNA. RefSeq names its product CTP synthase (gene Ctps). The transcript is spliced from 11 exons. Lineage: Eukaryota; Metazoa; Arthropoda; Insecta; Hymenoptera; Orussidae. Bases 168 to 1982 code for a protein of 604 amino acids. Gene Ontology annotation, cellular component: cytoplasm; cytoophidium. Gene Ontology annotation, biological process: pyrimidine nucleobase biosynthetic process; CTP biosynthetic process. Gene Ontology annotation, molecular function: identical protein binding; CTP synthase activity. The record is from RefSeq and is a predicted model, not a curated record.